GCUCACCUCAGCCUCAGCUCCCACCUUCUUCAAUCAAAUCCAUCCCUACACCAACACCUACACCAACACCAGCACCAGCUUCAACCCAAUCCACUACCUCCCUCCUCCUUGAGAGAGAGACACCAACCGCAACUCGGCUCAGCACGCCGAUGAAGAGCAGGAGGCAGAACGGCCGCGGAGGAGCCGCCGCCGGCGCCAUGGCGCUGGACGGGAGCCACCACACCACAAGCAGCGGCUGCGGCGCCGGUGGGGUAGGAGGAGGAGGAGGUUGCAGCAAGAUGGAGCGCAAGGAGGUGGAGAAGAACCGGCGGCUGCACAUGAAGGGCCUCUGCCUCAAGCUCUCCUCCCUCCUCCCCGCCUCCUCCUCAGACCACCACCUCCGCCAUUAUUCCACUUCUUCCUCUUCCUCGCCGCCCUCCAGCAGCAAGGACGCGGCGACGCAGCUGGAUCAGCUGGACAGCGCGGCGGCCUACAUCAACCAGCUCCGGGGCCGCAUCGACGACCUCAAGCGCCGCAAGCAGGCCGCCCUCUCCGGCGGCUGCUCAUCCUCCGUCUCCGCCGGCGACUACAAGCCACAGACUACGGCGUCGCUGCCGGUGAUCGAGGUUAGGCACCAGGACGGGACUCUGGACGUGGCGCUGGCGAGCGAGGCCGGGCGGCCCUUCCGGUUGCACGAGGUGAUGGCGGUGCUUGAGCAGGAGGGCGCUGAGGUGAUCAGCGCCAGCUUCUCCGUGGUGGGCGACAAGAUCUUCUACACGGUCCACUCGCAGGCGCUCUGCCCCCGCAUCGGCCUCGACGCCGGCCGCGUCGCCCAGAGGCUGCGCGGCCUCGCCGCAGCCGCCACCGUCUCGUCCCUCCUGACAUGAUCUAUCUUUUUUGCCAUGGCGACCGGACCGACUGACUGCUGACCGUAGGGUAGCUGACGCGCGGAUGCAAGGGUGGUGAAUGGAGCUGGUUGAUUUGCACUUGUGCUGCAGAUGAACAAUUUUUUUCAUCAGUCGGGUCGGGGCAGCAAUGUUCUACGUGACGAUGUUUGUUUCAGCUUAAGAUUCCCUCCUUGUACCGGUGUUCUUCCUGGCUGUGGCUAUUGGUGCUGGGUUUGGUUGGCUAAUGCUAAUGGGUGAGUGAGCUUCA
Triticum aestivum (bread wheat) is the source of this 1134-nucleotide messenger RNA. RefSeq names its product transcription factor bHLH168. Gene Ontology annotation, biological process: regulation of transcription by RNA polymerase II. The transcript has 2 exons. Gene Ontology annotation, molecular function: RNA polymerase II transcription regulatory region sequence-specific DNA binding; protein dimerization activity; DNA-binding transcription factor activity, RNA polymerase II-specific. The coding region runs from base 150 to 866 and encodes 238 amino acids. Gene Ontology annotation, cellular component: RNA polymerase II transcription regulator complex. NCBI's taxonomy places the organism in Eukaryota, Viridiplantae, Streptophyta, Magnoliopsida, Poales, Poaceae. The record is from RefSeq and is a predicted model, not a curated record.